CCCCUCUCCUUUAGUUUAAGUGAGGGCGGAAGAUGGCGGCGGCUGCGGCGGCUGGGACGGGUCCGGGGGUUCCGGAUGGGGAGUCGGAGGGGUCCAAUCGCGACCGUAGCGCGUUUGAAUGCAAUAUCUGCCUGGAACCUGCGAGGGAAGCAGUGAUUGGGCUCUGUGGCCAUCUAUACUGCUGGCCCUGCCUUCAUCAGUGGUUAGAAACGCGGCCGGACCGUCAGGAGUGUCCUGUGUGCAAGGCAGGCAUCAGCCGUGACAAAGUCAUCCCGCUUUAUGGCCGUGGUAGCUCUGCGCAGGAGGAUCCCAGGUUGAAAACACCUCCCAGACCACGAGGCCAGCGCCCAGAGCCUGAGUCUCGAGGGGGCAUGGCUGGUUUCCCUGAAGCAGCAACUGGCUUCCACAUGGCAUUUGGCAUCGGCGCAUUUCCCUUUGGGUUCUUUGCCACGGGAUACAGUGCUCCAGGGGAAAGAGCAGAUGUCGAUGCCGCCAGGCCAUCAAGCUGGCAGGAUUCGCUCUUCCUCUUCAUUGCCAUCUUCUUCUUCUUUUGGCUGCUCAGUGUCUGACUGGCUGGACCCCCACUGGAUUUGCCCUAAAUACUAAAGACUAUCAGAACUGGAUAGACGAUCUUUGAUAUUAUGGGGUGGGGAGGGGUUGGGGCAGUUGUUGGGUGGAGGGUGGCGUUGCUUGCAAACUGCACAAGGCUAGGCGGGAGACAGGGAAGGGUUAAAACUGAGCAGUGGGAUGUAAGUCGGCAUGGCAAAUCUCCCUCUACCUUUUUCCUUAAUCUCUCUGCAACACAGAAUUAAACGUGAUAGGGCUACUUCGUGGGUGGCCGUGCAAACAACGGUGGUUGCCAUGUUCCUCCGUUGUAAUGGUGUGGGUAAUUCUCUGGGAGGUUGAGCGGGAACAUCCAAAUGAUCGUAGGGCUGAAUUAUUUCUGCCUCUCUUCUGAGCUAAAUAUUUCUGAAGCUUAAAGAGGUUCAAUCAUUAAAAAUAUAUCUAUAUUAACAUUGCAAAGAGUGUAGCUAUUGGCUCGACGUUACAAGAACAGCCAAUGGGGCCACCAAGCUGUGUUCUGGUGCUUGUCUUCUUAUGCCUUGGAAGAGAGGCAGAAAACGCUGGAGGAAAAUGUGUGGCCACAGUUUCCUAUCACUUCCAGGUUGCUGAGAGAAAAUAUGGGUGCUGGGGAGUGGGAUGUGUGUGAAUGCAGAGAUGCUUAUUCUCUCCUCUCCCCAGUUGAAGCCAUGUUUUCACCAUCGUCAUUUAUUGUAAACUGUGAGCAUUGGCCUAUUUGGCUCCGAACAAACCUCGUAGGGAGGAGGGCCACAGCCCUACUUACAGGAUUCUCAUUGCACAUAAAGUGCUCCAUGGGGUGAAUGCAAUUUAUGGGGCAGAAGGGAUUCUCCUUCUGUGCACCUCAAAGGAGGAGGAAGGGAGGCACCUCACUCAUCUCUCCUACCAAGUCAAAUCUUACAACAGAGGUAGAAAAUUAAAGAACAGAGACUUGAAAAAGUCAGGAGAAGACAAGUGGUGGGGUGUUGUUGGGAGCAUGGUUUGUCACCGCAAUGUCCACAUUCAGUUUGGCUCCAUGGUCAACAACUGGAGAGGACUGGGAUUGGGAUACUCAACCAUGGGACCCCAGAUGACCACAAAGGAGUCCUUUGUAAUUCUUCCAAAAAAAGGAUGUAAAAACUCUGCCUUUGUAAAUGCAGAGGAGGGCAUGGAGAAACUGAUCAAAGUCUGGCUUUCCAGGUAUUGCUGGACUGCAACUCCCAUUUGUUUAAGCCAGCAUUGCCAAUGAUCAGAAAGCCGACAACUGGAGACCGACUUCUGGAAAGUCAUACUUGGCCACCCUUUGGUGAAUCCUUUUUUAAAAAAACUACUCUGUCGAUGUGGGGAGAGGAAUAUAAAGUCAUUUGCCAAGGUACGGAUAGUAAUUCAAGGGUCUUGGCUAUAUUUCAGUCUUCCUUUACCACCAUUUCCAGUCCACUAAGGCAGCAUUUGGGUCUGGAAGUGACGUAAUUGUCGGGAUUGCAGAAAAAUCCUCCUGAAUAACAGUAUUUUGUGGCCCAGAAAUCUCUGUGAAAAGGCUUUUCUCUUCCCAUUUGGGGUGACAAAGGAGAGAAGUGGUGCAAAUUAACCAAUGCUGUAAUUAAAUUAACCCAUGAUUCGUAUCCA
This is a messenger RNA of Anolis carolinensis (green anole), 2184 nucleotides long. RefSeq names its product ring finger protein 5 (gene rnf5). Gene Ontology annotation, molecular function: ubiquitin protein ligase activity; ubiquitin-like protein conjugating enzyme binding. Bases 33 to 569 code for a protein of 178 amino acids. Gene Ontology annotation, biological process: ubiquitin-dependent protein catabolic process. NCBI's taxonomy places the organism in Eukaryota, Metazoa, Chordata, Lepidosauria, Squamata, Anolidae. The transcript is spliced from 6 exons. Gene Ontology annotation, cellular component: endoplasmic reticulum. The record is from RefSeq and is a predicted model, not a curated record.